AUGGCCAUUGAACUGGGUGUGCACACAUUUAUCUAUAAACCGCGCCCCGCGAUCAAAGGCCAAGUUCUAGCUGAUUUUGUUGCCGAGGUACCGGCAAAUCGCAUCCAAGAAUGCGAACAAGAACAAAACCCUACACCACCACCAUCCUCAUCGGAUAUCUGGGCACUAUACACCGAUGGUGCAUCCAAUGAGGACAGUGCAGGUGAAGGUCUGCGACUCGUAAGCCCCGAUGGCCAAGAGCUCACCUAUGCAAUUCGCCGCGAUUUCAAAAGCACAAACAACGAGGCAGAGUAUGAGGCCCUACUGGCAGGGUUGCGUCUGGCAGUCAAACUCGGGGUCCAACAUUUGGAGGCACACGUCGACUCACUACUAGUUGCAGGGCAAGUGCGUGGCGACUAUACCAUAAAGGGGGAUAUCAUGAUCCUCUACCUUGAACAAGCCCUACAACUGAAAUCAAAGUUCACUUCCUUCAAUAUCCUCCAUAUCAACAGGACUGAAAACAAACCCGCGGAUGCAUUUUUGAAACUCGCAUCCACCAGCUUCCAACAACUGGCAAAGGAGAUAUGCUUUGAAAUUCUGCAAAAUCCCUCAGUACCCCUCAGCCAAGUCAAUGUCAUCCAGUACGGUCUUACUCCCGAAAGUAAAGCAGAGGCACGCAAGUUGCAAUACAAAGCGUGCCAUUAUCAGAUGGGAGACAGUAUUUUAUACCGCUAA
This is a messenger RNA of Helianthus annuus (common sunflower), 714 nucleotides long. RefSeq lists its product as uncharacterized. The transcript has 2 exons. The coding region runs from base 1 to 714 and encodes 237 amino acids. The record is from RefSeq and is a predicted model, not a curated record. Gene Ontology annotation, molecular function: RNA-DNA hybrid ribonuclease activity; nucleic acid binding. NCBI's taxonomy places the organism in Eukaryota, Viridiplantae, Streptophyta, Magnoliopsida, Asterales, Asteraceae.